CACACAGGGACUGCAUUGAAGUGCUAGGUUCUCGACACGGUGGACAUUUUCUCGUACGGUUCAGUUCUAUGACGAACCUUGUGUGCAUGUAGGUAUUUUGAUGACGCAAAAGCAACUUUUAAUUUCAGAUUUAAAAGAAUAUAUUUACUGAGUUUUGUUUAAUAUUGAAUGGUGAAGCAAAACAUACAUAACCUAAUAUUAUCAGAGGAAUAAAUUCGGUGCGUUGAUCAUCAUCCAAAAUGGUGAUCCACUCCACGUCUCCAAUGGUGGUGGUGGCAAAUCGUUUGCCAUUCGUCAUCUGUAAAAACUCCAAAACUGGGGAACUUACGAGAAAAUACAGUGCUGGAGGUCUGGUGACGGCGGUAGCCCCCGUAGUCGUGGAGACAGGGGGGCUCUGGGUGGGAUGGUCGGGACUGCAUCUUGAGGACGGCAUCUCCGCGAUCCCCGAGUCCAGCCCCGACGACAAGAGCCCCACUGCUGGGCUCAGGAGCGACCAGGUGAUUCCAGUCAACCUGCCUCGCAAGCAGUUUGAUGAUUACUACAACGGCUGCUGCAACGCCUGCUUCUGGCCUCUCUUUCACUCAAUGCCUGACAAAGCCGUUUUCGAAGAGGAUAAAUGGGAGGCUUACGUGGCUGUCAACGAGGAGUUCGCCAAACUUACCAUGGAUGCCGUCCACAAAUGCUAUGAGCGACAGCCUGAUCAAGUGCCGUUAGUUUGGAUUCACGACUAUCACCUUAUGUACACAGCGAACUACAUCCGUAACAUUUGCAACGACGAAGGGCUCAAGGUUAAAAUGGCCUUUUUCUUACACAUCCCAUUCCCAUCUUGGGAUAUUGUGAGGUUGUUUCCAUGGGCAUCUCAACUGUUGCAAGGUAUUCUUGGAUGCGACUCAGUUGGGUUUCAUCUCGAGGAUUACUGCAUCAACUUCAUUGACUGCUGCCACAGAAUUUUGGGAUGUCGUGUUGACAGAAAAAAGAGACUCAUUGAGCACAACAAACGAAGUGUAUCUGUGCACCCCCUGCCCAUCAGUAUACCUUAUGAUCGUUUCGUACAGAUGGCAGAAGAAGCUCCAGAGGCCAUUAAAAAUAAAAACGAACAGCAGCUGCUGCUAGGCGUCGAUCGUUUGGAUUACACUAAAGGUUUAGUGAAGCGAUUCAAAGCAUUCGAGAGGCUUUUGGAGUUGUAUCCGCAGCACAUCGAAAAGGUGACACUUCUUCAGAUUGCUGUUCCGUCGCGGACGGAUGUUAAGGAGUACCAAGAGUUGAAGGAAGAACUCGACCAGAUUGUGGGCAGAAUUAAUGGAAGAUUUACUACGCCAAACUGGUCACCAAUUCGUUACAUUUACGGAUCUGUCACUCAUGAUCAACUCGCUGCCUUCUACAGAGAUGCGUCUGUGGCACUUGUCACACCUCUGCGAGACGGCAUGAAUUUAGUCGCAAAAGAAUUUGUCGCUUGCCAGAUCAAAGAACCUGGCGUUUUGGUAUUGUCCCCCUUUGCAGGAGCUGGAGUUACGAUGCAAGAAGCUCUACAAGUGAAUCCUUACGAGCAGAAUCAGUUUGCAAAAGUCAUUCACAGAGCUCUGACGAUGCCUUUUGACGAGCGUGAAUUACGAAUGACUCAGCUCCGGCGCAGGGAAAAAAUUCGUGACGUCAACUUUUGGCUUCGAGAAGUGCUGAAAUCUGUCGACAGUUUGGACGAAGCAUGCGACAGCAAGCUCCUGAGACCCGUUUCUGAAGAGGAUUUCGAUCAAUAUUUGUCCGAUUGUAUUAAUGAACACUCUCGCAUUGCUCUUUUGCUCGACUAUGAUGGAACACUCGCUCCGAUCGCUCCUCAUCCCGAUAUUGCCCAUCUUCCCGAAGAGACAAAACAAGUCCUUCAGAGACUCGCCCACUUACCAGAUGUAAGCAUCGCUGUUAUCUCAGGAAGGUCACUAGAAAACGUCAAAAAGAUGGUUGACAUCGAAGGAAUAACUUAUGCUGGAAACCAUGGCUUUGAAAUUUUGCAUCCGGAUAACUCUUUGUUUAACCACCCGGUGCCUGCAGAAUACAUUGAGAAGUUGGAGAAACUCAAAGAAAAAUUGGGCGAACUUUGUGCAAGCGGAGCUUACGUCGAAGACAAAGGCCCUUGUGUAUCAUUCCAUUUCCGAAAAGUGGAGGCUUCGCUUCGUCCAGCGCUCAUUAAGCAGGCUCUGGAUGUCUUUAAGGAGGUGGAUAUUGAGGCGACUCAAGCACUAAUGUCUCUCGAAGCUCAGCCUCCCGUCACUUGGGACUCAGGUCGUGCUGCAAUCCACAUUUUAAGGUCGAUGUUGGGCUUGGAAUGGUGUGAAGCAUCCAUCAUCUUUGCCGGUGAUGACGAAACCGAUGAAAAUGCCAUAGAAGCCCUCGAAGGCAUGGCAGUCACCUUCCGAGUUACAGAUGUACAAAACGUAAAAACAUCCGCGAAUUAUCGUCUUGCAAACACAGACGCUGUUUUAACAAUGUUGCGCUGGAUUGAGCGGAGGCUGGGCUCUCGACGACCCAAGGCUUCGCACAUGAGGUCUCGAACGAGCUCAUUUACGAACAUCGGGCCAAGAUCAAGGACUGCUUCCUUUAAUGAUCCGAUGCGCAACGGAAAAGCAGGUAGUCCCGGGGGUUCUCCAUCCAGGAUGGUUUCAAACAUGGUUAUCAACGAUAAAGAUUACAAAACGUUCGUCCGAAAAGCCGGGGCUCCUCUUAGAAUGAAUUCUGUUACUUAAAAUACACGCAAGAUGAACAAUUGAUGGACUUUUUACAGGAUAUCGUGUGGCUAUGCAUGAUAAUUUUGUUCUGUUAACGUAUGUCCGAUGAAAACUAAGAGGCAGUCUGAACAAAUUUCCUAUCAAGGAUUAGGGAUAUCAAAUAAAGUAGGCGAGUUUUUUUUUUAAAUUGGUCUAAAUUUUCUGAAAACACAGAACAUUUUACUGUCUCCUUGCAAGCAGCAUAUUCUCAAGGUCUUAAUUGAUCGUUUUCGCAGGUAAGAUGCUUAUAUUCCCGAUAGAUUUAUGCGAUAUGGAUAUGCAAUGUUGGUUUUUAGGAAGUAAAAUGCUUUAGCUUACAGGAACAUAUCACUGAUAUAUCAACAAAUCUCGAGUAUAUAAUUAAUGCUUUCGUAAUUUUCACAGGCAUUUUCACAUUUUCUCCUAGACUAGCCACAUUCUUUUAAAAUGAGGAAGUAAUUAUGUUACGGUUGCUGGAUCGUGUUUUGGACUGUAGAUUGUAGAACAUAGCGCUAUGUGCGUCACCCUUGUUAAGAAAUAGAUUAGGAUCAGCAUGUCAUGGAAACUGAAUAUCCAGGGCGAAUUAACAUACCAAUGCGUUGAUUGUGCAAUACGCUCUUCACUUAUGAGUUUAUUUCAUUUAAUUUUAAACAUCACAAACAUGAAGCUAGCUCGAUAUUAAUAUGGUUUGGGCUCAAUUAGCUAUUUUAGCAUGCGGAGUGUCCUAAUAUCUGUCGUUGACCGUGAAACUAACUAUAAAUUUUAAUAAUAUAUGCUUACAUGAUAAAUGAAGAUUAGAGGAACUUGCUUACAACUCUUGAAUUUUUGUCAAGAUUUGUUGAAUUAUAAAUCGCCCACUGAUAUUAAAACGUAGGCAAAGCGUUAACUCUAUUUGAAGAUAUAAGGUAACUUGCAACGUUUUAUAAUGCAUGCAAACUCAUUGUUUAUCCGGUUACACUGCCCACGAUGCAGUGUUAUUUGGAACUGCCUAUAUAUGUCUAUGCAAGCUCUGUUUUUAAAAAUACAUUAUAAGUACAGUAUGACCUGGAA
Molecule: messenger RNA, 3785 nt
Organism: Hyalella azteca
Lineage: Eukaryota; Metazoa; Arthropoda; Malacostraca; Amphipoda; Hyalellidae
Product: alpha,alpha-trehalose-phosphate synthase [UDP-forming]-like
Exons: 5
Coding region: 240-2735 (831 amino acids)
Biological process (GO): trehalose biosynthetic process
Cellular component (GO): alpha,alpha-trehalose-phosphate synthase complex (UDP-forming); cytosol
Molecular function (GO): catalytic activity
Source: RefSeq, a predicted model, not a curated record